CUCUGAUAUUUUAUUCCCGUUUUUGCUCUGAUAAUAUUAUUAACGAUCUAUUGAAAUCGAGAGCAGAUAGCAUCAAGGAAUAAUGCUACUGAAUUGUUUUAGAGAUGGAAGCUGAUGUAUCCAUUAUUUUUGCUGUGUUUUCAAAACCCUAAAUUGUAAAAAUCCCAAUUUCUCCUUCUCUCUUUGCUUUGGAUGCUUUUCAACAACAAAAAAUUGUGCUUUUCGAAUCUUUGCUCUGAUGGGUACCUCGAAUCUUCUCUUGUUUUUCUUUUCUUUGGUGGGUUUGUGUGCUAUGGCCACUGCCAAAGUGGUGUUGAUUGGGAGCAACAUCACUCUCUCCUUCGAUGAUAUUGAAGCUAAUUUCGCUCCGACAGUCAAAGGUUCUGGAGAAUAUGGGGUCUUAUAUUUGGCAGAGCCGCUUGAUGCAUGUACAGAACUGACGAAUAAAACUGAACUACUCUCAAAUGUGAGUUCUCCUUUUGUUUUGGUGGUUAGAGGGGGAUGUAGCUUUGAGGAAAAGGUCAGAAGGGCACAAAAUGCUGGCUUCGAAGCUGCAAUUGUCUAUGACAAUGAAGAUGGGGGUGUCUUGGUUGCAAUGGCAGGAAAUUCUGCUGGUAUAAGAAUACAUGCUGUAUUUGUAUCAAAAGCUUCAGGUGAAAUACUGAAGAAAUAUGCUGGGUUGACUAAUGUGGAAAUAUGGCUCAUUCCAAGUUUUGAAAACUCAGCAUGGUCUAUCAUGGCAAUUUCAUUUAUAUCCCUAUUAGCUAUGUCUGCAGUUCUGGCCACUUGUUUCUUCGUCCGCAGGCAUCGCAUAAGAAGAGAAAGGCCUCGAGCUUCUCGUGUGCGCGAAUUUCAUGGUAUGAGUAGUCACCUGGUGAAAGCAAUGCCAAGUUUGAUAUUUACUGCUGUUCUGGAAGAUAAUUGUACAUCAAGAACAUGUGCUAUAUGCCUUGAAGAUUAUUGUGUUGGAGAGAAGCUUAGGAUUCUUCCCUGCUGUCACAAGUUUCAUGCUGCCUGUGUGGAUUCCUGGCUUACUUCAUGGAGAACCUUUUGUCCUGUUUGCAAGCGUGACGCAAGAACCGGCUUAACUGAUCCACCACCUUCAGAAUCCACACCUUUGCUCUCAUCGAGCCUGGCAUCUACUUCAUUUUCUGUCAUAUCUUCUGUGAGGUCAUCAUUAGCUUCAUCUUCAGCAAUACAAAUAACACGGGCAACUUCGCAGUCUCCAUCUGUUUCUCGUAACCACUCUUUAGCUAGUACCCCCUAUGUUCAGCCAUCUCUUAGGUCCUACCGUCAAUCCCCAUCCCUAAGUGUCAGCCGAAGCUCUCUAGACCUUAGGAAUGCAUCCCAAAGAUCUCUAGCUUCUCACUUGAAUUCUCCACUUUCCAUGGGUUACCCAUCUUUGUCAUCUCUUAAUUCAAGGUACUUGUCUUCACACAUUCCAAGUCCUAGCAAUGCUUCAGUAAGUUUUAUGGGUUCAUCCAGCCAUCAACAGCAUCCGCUCCGGCAUAGUGAGUCAGCUGCGAGCUUCUCUCCAUUUGCGUCAGCAAACUCCCUUCCGGAAUGUUAAAAUUGUCUAAUCAGAUUUUAUCAUAUGAUUCAGAUGUCUGUGCUGUUGAAACAGAAAUUGCCGUGGCCAUGUGAUGAAUGGUGGUCUAGUUCCAUGCUAUGCUUUGGCAUUUCCUACCUCUGUGUCUCCUCUGGCAAUUUGACUUUCCCUCUUGGCGCCUGGUGUACAUUGUAGAAUCUUUGUGAUGUUAGUUUUUUAUUUACAUGUGCUGAGUUGAGGUUCUUGCAUUUUCAGGUUGGUGAGUUUGUGUUUGAAUGUUGAUGUUUUCAAAGUAUAGUUAACUGCUAACAAGAGAAAUGUUGGGAUGUUUGGACAGAUUGAAAUUAGAAGAGAUAUUUAUGUUCUGUCUAAUGGCCAACUGAAUGAUGAUAUAUUUCGUAAUGCUCUCGAGUUACUAUACUUGAGCAUCUAAUUGCAACAGUGAGUAUCAUUAGUCAAUAACACAUGUAAAAUUUUC
This is a messenger RNA of Gastrolobium bilobum, 2027 nucleotides long. RefSeq names its product receptor homology region, transmembrane domain- and RING domain-containing protein 2-like. The transcript has 4 exons. Bases 239 to 1570 code for a protein of 443 amino acids. NCBI's taxonomy places the organism in Eukaryota, Viridiplantae, Streptophyta, Magnoliopsida, Fabales, Fabaceae. The record is from RefSeq and is a predicted model, not a curated record.